AUCAAUAUCUAUACUUACCUGCAUCAACUUUUUGCAUUUUCCCCGAGCUGCCUACGAUCAUGCCUGAACUUUUGAGACCACCCCUGUGGUAUCAUCUAGUGUUUACCCAUAAUGCACAAGCAUACUUCCGUUUCAGUUUUGUUCGGGCAUUCGAGAAGAAAAGCCGCGUGUUUUUCUUCGAUUAAAAUUUCUUAAGCCUGCGGUCUUAAAAUGUCUGAUUCAUUUAAAAUUUGCGUAAAAUGUAAUAGAGAAAUGACCGUUUUGGAUGACCACGCAGAGUGCUAUAGACACAGAGUUUGCAACGAAGCAUUUCCAUGCGAAGUUUGCAGUAAGUGGUCAGAGGAAAAACGGACGUUGAUCAGAAAGAUGAUCGAGCGAAAGAAAUCUGAAGCGGGGAGAAAGUCAGCUACAUUGCCAAAUCCAGAAGUUCCCUCUGUGGGGAAUAGUGGCAAUCGUUCUGAUAGUCAAGUUUCCUCUGCGGGAAACGUAGCUGCAUCAGAAAUUCUUUCUCCGACAGAAAUGAGUCAAAAUGGCGGCGACUUGACGCAGGGUUCAGUCCCACCUCAAGUAGGUAAUUUUCCGCCUUUCGUGUUGGGGAAUUUCGAAGCCCAAUGGCAGCAAUAUCAAGAGAAUUGCAUGAAAAGGUUGAUUGACGCUAGAAUUAAAGAGUUGGUCCAGGAUUCAAAUAAACAACCGACUAUUGCUAUUACGUCUGAUGUUCGUUCAGACAGGGCGUGUAACAGGUUCGAUAGAUUUCGACCGUCAGAUGAUCAACGCUCCAGAGAAUCGGAUGACGAUGAUCUGGUAAGCCACAGAGGUGAAACUGAUCAAGUCAUAAGCAAUUCACUUGAUGAUGUUAUAGAUGUUCACGAGGAUAAUCGUUCAGAGUUUGAUAACUCUGUCUUGGGUUCAGUACAUACGCAUGACACAGACUCUAAUGGUUCAUGCAUGGUAGACUGGAAAAAUUUUGUUAAAAAAGUGUCUACAGAACUGAACAUCAACUCAGUUGAUGCCUCUGAAACUCAGAGCCGAGACUUCAAAUCAUACAUGUCAAAUCGUUUGAUUGGGACAAAAUCAUCUACCCCACAACAGUCUUUGCCUAUGGAUGGGUACAUUUUAAACACAUUAACAGAUGUUGAUGAAGAAUUCCAGCGAAAAGGUGCGAUUCGGACUUAUAAAGCAUCAGAUGAUGAAAAAUACCGAGUCGCUUCUUCCGACUUUGACAAGUACUGCACAACGCCGCGCCUUGAUGACAACAUUGAGGACAACAGUUUUACAACAGGGAGAAAAGGAAACAAAAAUUCUUACCGUUUCUGCAACCCUAUGUUGCAUUCACGCAACAACGAGUUAUGGAAGAUAGAUCAAGGAUCUCGACUUCUUCUAAGAGAGUUGACAUAUGCCUCUCUAAUUACGUCCUACGUUGAUAACGUUGUAUCUGAUGAGGACAAGACAGAGGCCCUACAAGCACUCAUGCAGGUGUUCAAGUCAAUGGCUGAUGUUACUUCCCGCAUGUUAGUGGGUGCAGUUGCAGCCCGCAGAGCCAUUCACAUUGAGGAUUUGGCUUUUAAAAACAAAGCAACUGAAAACAAACUCCUUGUACAGACAACUCUGAAUCCUAAGCUCUUUUGUGGGAAGUAUUUUGAUAUUCUUCACGCAAGUGCAGAAAGUAUGCGCGAUGCUAAAGAAACACAGCACCUGAGGGGUUCAAAGCAGAGAGAUGGUUCAGCCCUCAGUUCUGCAAGGAAAAGAAAGAGAGAUGAUUCAGUGGGCACCUCGGAACCGAAAGAACAGCAGUCAUCCUUUGCAAAGAAGGGAAAGUUUGCUGCAGAAAAGAAUCAAAAGACUACUAUAGGAAGAGGACGAAAUUUCAAUUCAAGAGGUUCCUUCAGAGGUCAAACUCGUGGCUCUGCACAAGAUCGUUUGGGGUUUCGUCCCCCAAAGUAAUUUUGACGGAUCAAUUAGAGACUCGACUCAAGUUGCAGAAAUCAGCCAAAGUAGGCUGUCGGAUCAUUUCGUACCACAGGGAGUGGAUGAAAAUUACAUCCGACGAUUGGAUUUUAAAAAUAGUCCAGGAAGGACUCAAACUUGUGUUCAUAAAACACCCUCCAAAUACAGGAGUAAGAAUAACAAAUGUACAAGAUGUCGUCCAAAGACAAUGUAUUUUAGAAGAAAUAGAAAGUUUAUUAGAAAAGCAUGCCAUAGAGAUUGUUCCCAAGGCCCAGGAAGGUCAGGGGUUUUACAGCACCUUUUUUGUUGUUCCAAAACGAGACGGAGGUUACCGUCCGAUUCUCAAUUUGAAACCGUUAAAUAUAUUUCUCCAAAAUCAACAUUUCAAGAUGGAGUCUCUAAGGUCAGUAAUACAGGCUCUGAAUGUAGGAGACUGGGUGGCAUCAAUAGAUCUAAAGGAUGCAUAUCUACAUGUUCCAAUUUAUCCAGAAGACAGGAAAUACCUCAGGUUUUGCAUAGACAAUAUCCAUUAUCAAUUCAGGUCAAUGCCCUUCGGUCUAGCAACAGCCCCAAGAGUGUUUACGAAAUUAAUGGGGGCAAUAGGUGCACAUCUAAGAAGUCAACAGAUUUCCAUUUAUAUG
Magallana angulata is the source of this 2588-nucleotide messenger RNA. RefSeq lists its product as uncharacterized. The coding region runs from base 211 to 1944 and encodes 577 amino acids. The record is from RefSeq and is a predicted model, not a curated record. The transcript has a single exon. NCBI's taxonomy places the organism in Eukaryota, Metazoa, Mollusca, Bivalvia, Ostreida, Ostreidae.